This is a messenger RNA of Ictidomys tridecemlineatus (thirteen-lined ground squirrel), 2375 nucleotides long. It is a transcript of the gene Pnpla4, whose product is annotated as patatin like domain 4, phospholipase and triacylglycerol lipase. Gene Ontology annotation, biological process: triglyceride catabolic process; lipid homeostasis. Gene Ontology annotation, cellular component: membrane; lipid droplet; cytoplasm. The record is from RefSeq and is a predicted model, not a curated record. Gene Ontology annotation, molecular function: retinyl-palmitate esterase activity; triacylglycerol lipase activity. NCBI's taxonomy places the organism in Eukaryota, Metazoa, Chordata, Mammalia, Rodentia, Sciuridae.
CCGAGCGCCGGGGCCGAGCGAGGCUCCGGAGGGUCAGGGUGGGCUGCCCCGGGGGUGGAGAAAGGAGGCAGUAGCCCCACCUACCCCGGGCAGCUGGAGAUCUCAUGGUCUGCGCCUGAGGGGCCUGACCACCUAGGAAAAGACCCCCCAAAUCCCGCCUGCACCCCCGACGCCUGCAGAAGUGGGCUCAAAACCUGGGCUGGGCCCUGCAGCGCUGGCCCGGAUUCUCUGUGCAGCCUGCAGAGGCUGAGCCUCCCCCCUGCACCGGGCCCAGCUUGGGGUAUCAGCAGCAAACCGUCCCUCAAUUCCUGGUCCAGCCUGGGUGCCUCGCCCCAGAAUCAGGAUUUGGGGCCCCCCUAGGAAGGCAGGGUGGACAGGCGUGUGGGGGGGACAGGGUUUCCCUCACAUGGGCAUACUGUGUCCACUGGGGCUUUGCAGCUCGUGCAGAAUAUUCCUAUUUAGGUGUGUUGCAAGUAUAUCGUGGUGGAAAUUCACUGUAGGAAGCCUUCUGGAGCUUUUGCAGAAUGAAGCCCAUCAACUUGUCGUUUGCAGCCUGUGGGUUUCUGGGCAUUUACCACUUGGGGGCAGCAUCUGCAUUUUGCAAACAUGGCAAGAGGCUGCUGAAGGAUGUCCAGGCCUUCGCGGGGGCCUCUGCAGGAUCCUUGGUGGCUUCUGUCUUGCUAACAGCGCCAGAAAAAAUAGAGGACUGUAACCGGUUCACCUAUCAGUUCGCUGAAGAAACGCGGAAGCAGUCUUUCGGUGCGGUGACCCCCGGUUACGACUUCAUGGCCCGGCUGAGGAGCGGCAUGGAGUCCAUCCUCCCUCCCCACGCCCACGAGCUGGCCCAGGACCGCCUGUACGUCUCCAUCACCAACACCAGGACCCGCCAGAACUACCUGGUCUCCCGCUUUCCCUCCAGGGAAGACCUCAUUAAGGUUCUCCUGGCCAGCAGCUUUGUGCCCAUCUACGCGGGACUGAGACCGGUCGAAUACCAAGGGCAGAAGUGGGUGGACGGAGGCCUCACCAACAGCCUCCCCGUCCUGCCCGCCGGCCGCACGGUGACCAUCUCCCCUUUCUGUGGACGGCUGGACAUCUCCCCCCAGGACCAAGGGCAGCUCAGCGUGUACAUCAAGGUCACCAACCAGGACAUAAUGUUGUCCCUGCCCAACCUCAUGAGGCUCAACCAGGCCCUCUUCCCUCCGAGCACAAGGAAAAUGGAAGCCCUGUACCAGCGCGGAUUCGAUGACACCGUGCGGUUCCUGCGCAGGGAACACUGGUUUGAAUAAGAGGCCGGAAACCUUGGAAGGCACAGCACGCUGCUGCGGAUCCUUUUGGAGGACGCCUUCUCAUUAAACCCUUGUUUAAAAAAAAAAAUUCUGCCAGGACUCUGUCGAUUUAAUGGCGGCCCCUUGCAGUGUGUUUAUUUUUGAUACUGGAAUCCGUGCUUGGUGCAGGGAAGAGGGGGCGUUGGACGAGAAUCGGCAGCGUCAGGUGAGGAGGAGUGGGUUUGCAGCAUCUGCUCCUGCAUCAGCUCACGGGCUGAUCCAGGCCACAGGGCAGCGGCGGGUGGGGGCAAGAGGAACCUGGGAAAUAGGCGGCAGCAGGCUUCAGGAUCUGGGAGGGACUUAAAUAGACAAAAUGCUGCUGAACACCAAGAGCCAAGUGAACCCAGUUUCACAGCUCAUUCUAGUUUUGUCUUACCCUGUUCUGACAACUUUCCUGUGGCACAGACCACUCUGUCUUUGGUCAUGAUGAUUCUCCAGUCAGUGCUCCUCGUGGCCCUGAAGCCACCUCUACCCCCACCCCGUCCCCUGUGGGGUACACGCUCUCUCGGCUGCCCUUGGAACGCCCAGGCUGACUGCUGUGCAGAGGGGGAACUCUGUGACAGUUUCCUUUGCCUUUUCUGUGUCCCCUUAAUAAUUAGCCUUUACGUCUUUGGCUGGGUUUUCAUUUGGACUGUCAUUUCCCUACACCCGUAAACAUUUCUCCGUGUUUCGUCCGCCCUGCAUCACGUCUUUAUCACGCUUCUUCUCAGGUUCCUUCCUUCAUGGGCUUCUCGGGAACCAAGUUCCUUUUCCUCAAAUCCAUCGUGUGCUGUCCUGGUGCGUGCAACACUGCUGCUGGUCAUGUGCUGCGCACGGUGCUCAGUUCUAUCUCCAGUUGUAGCAAACAGAUUCUCCGGGGUAGUCCUUACGGGCCGUCAUACUGACUGCGAUUGUGAGAGCUCUGGUUGCUUGUUUGUGACCAUUAAUUAACUCUUCCCUGCACCCAGACUGUCAGUAUGGUACAGCCAUCCCACCAUUCCUGUCUUGUUUCUGUCUUAAAAGAAGGUGUUGGGUUUCUUUUUUUAAAUAAAAGAAGGAAAGUUAAAGACA